CACCCACUCUCUCCUAUGCGCCUCAGCAUUCAAUACUACGCCUGCAGUCAAAUCACAUGGUUCGGUCCUGUGUCUUGUCGAUCGAUCUCCAUUCCGUAGACCCAUUCUGUCAACACCACCGUUUCUGGGCCAUCUUGGUCAGCUGACCCCUGGGGGGGCGGUGGACCAUCACCACACAGGACCCCUUCAAUUCCCAUCCUAUUAUUGCCUGGCGUUCGAGGACACGCCACGUCCCCUUCUAGUCUCUCCAAUCCUACAUCAUAUCCCGUCUCUCUCAACACUUCCUCACUCCUUUAAGCUUCUGUGAACCAUGCGAGACAAAAGCUUUACUGACACCUCGACUCUCCCAGUUGCACGCAAUUUUUCCGAUUCUUCAACCGACGACAGUACCACCUAUUCGACCGUAUCUCGCUCCUUAUCUUCAGCUUCAUCGGGUGUGGAGUCUCUAUCUCUCGGGAUGGCAGCCGUCAUGUCUAUGGGCUCUGGGCUCAACGACCCAUUCUCAGUCCCCGGUGCUAGCCCUUACGAAUCUCACCUCUUAUCGCUCCUCACUACCAUAUCCCAUCAGCCAUCUCCUUCAUACCCUUUCCCAGCAGAGCAAAAGCCUGCGGAAUCUCCGCUCAUGCGGUUCAAAGGAGAGAAGACUCAAGCCCAGGAGGCUAUAGAACGCGCCGUCAUCGCCAUUGGGAACCGUCUUUGGAACGCGGAAAAGUCUAAUGGUCAUCAAGGAUUUCCAUCCGCUCAGUUGCCUCUGCCAACUCCUGAUUGGUCCAACGAUGUCCCCAUGACAUCUCCUGGGCAAGCGGUAAUCACAGGCUCGAAAUGCCCUACAUGCACACGCCCCGUCGACAGCGUCGUAUCAUCACAAUCCGUCCCGGCGGUGUCAUCCUUUGCCUCUCAUCCCCUCUCAGCAUCCCUAUCGACUCCCCCGACCCAGCUCAGCCGCUCACUGCCCAAAGGCAAUGGCCACAGUAUCCUCACCACAUCAAAUGGAGCCAGUGUUCUCACCGGUGGGCCAGGUGCCGCCGGCUGGGCUGGUGAAAGCGGAAUGACAGCGGAGAAGGAGCUUGAAUUGCUUAAAGCUCAAGUCCAGGAUAUCGCCAGGGUCUGUAAGGCUGUCGCGACGGGAGACCUGACUCAGAAAAUUAUCGUGCCUGUCGAAGGUCAAGCCAUGACAGAAUUGAAGGAUAUCAUCAAUUCCAUGGUGGAUCGUCUAAAGACGUUUGCUGUCGAAGUCGAACGGGUCUCGCUGGAAGUAGGAACGGAAGGCAAACUCGGAGGUCAAGCCGUUGUCGAGGGUGUAGAAGGUACCUGGCGAGAUUUGACAGCGGUAGUGAACAAGCUGGCCGCCAAUUUGACCAGCCAAGUCAGAAGUAUCGCCAAAGUCACUACUGCCGUCGCCAAAGGUGACCUGAGUGAGACUAUUGAUGUAGAGGCUAGAGGAGAGAUUGCAGAACUGAAAACAACUGUUAACGGAAUGGUGGUGUCUCUUCGUACUCUCGCAGACGAAGUCUCUCGUGUCUCCCUGGAAGUCGGUUCACAAGGAAAGCUGGGUGGUCAAGCCAAUGUACCUGAUGUCGAAGGCGUAUGGAAAGAUCUCACUGUCAAUGUCAAUCGAAUGUGUGAAUCUCUGACAACCCAAGUGCGAUCCAUUGGUAGUGUCACAACAGCCGUGGCAAAGGGUGACUUGAGUAAGAUGAUUGAAAUUGAGGCCGAAGGUGAAAUGGCUGUGCUAAAGAAUACUGUCAACUCUAUGAUCAGGCAGCUCACGACGUUCGCCAACGAAGUUACGCGAGUGGCGCUGGAAGUCGGAACCCAGGGUAUUCUAGGUGGUCAAGCCGUUGUCGAGGGAGUUGAGGGCGUAUGGGAUGACCUCACCACCAACGUGAAUAAGAUGGCCAGAAACUUGACGGAACAAGUACGAGAAAUUGCCGAAGUCACCAAAUCAGUCGCUCGUGGAGACCUCACGAAAACGGUCAACGCAGAUGUCCAAGGAGAAAUCCUCGACUUGAAGAUGACGGUGAACGAUAUGGUUGCCCAAUUAACGGUUUUCGCCGCUGAAGUCACCCGUGUGUCUCUUGAAGUCGGAACUCAGGGUCGGUUGGGUGGACAAGCCUUGGUACCCAAUGUUGAGGGCACUUGGAAAGUCUUGACGGAGAAUGUAAACUUGAUGGCAUUAAACUUGACGACCCAAGUACGAAGUUUGGCCGAAGUCACCACCGCUGUCGCAGAAGGCGAUUUGAGCAAGAAGAUCCACGUCGAGGCAUUUGGAGAAAUUGCAGAGCUCAAGGACACGGUCAACAACAUGAUCGACUCGCUAGGACGAUUUGCAGCUGAAGUCACGCGUGUGGCUAGAGAAGUCGGCACUGAGGGUCGACUGGGUGGUCAGGCUCGAGUACCUGGAGUUGCUGGAACCUGGAAGGAUUUGACGGACCGAGUCAACAUUAUGGCUGCCAACUUGACAGAGCAAGUGCGAACUAUUGCCCACGCCACGACUGCCGUGGCACGAGGAGAUCUGACCCAAAAGGUCGUCGGUGUCAAAGUGUCUGGAGAAAUUUUGGAUCUAGUCAACACCAUCAACAAUAUGAUCGAUCAGCUGGCCAUCUUUGCUGCAGAAGUAACGCGUGUGGCGCGAGAAGUAGGAACUGAAGGAAAGCUCGGAGUGCAAGCAGAAGUUGAGAACAUUGAAGGGACAUGGCAGGAGAUCACAUUCAACGUCAACACCAUGGCCACAAAUCUGACCUCCCAAGUCCGAGCCUUCGCACAAAUUUCCGCAGCCGCUACUGACGGAGAUUUCACUCGCUUCAUCACCGUCGAGGCAUCUGGAGAAAUGGACAGUCUGAAGACCAAGAUCAACCAAAUGGUGUACAAUCUACGUGAAUCCAUCGAGAAGAAUACAAGCGCUCGUCAACAAGCCGAGUUGGCCAACAGGAGUAAAUCCGAAUUCUUGGCAAAUAUGUCUCACGAGAUCAGAACUCCCAUGAACGGUAUCAUCGGAAUGACCUUGCUCACCUUGGAAUCGGAAUUGACCCGUCAACAAAGAGAAAACUUGAUGAUUGUAUCGAGUUUGGCAACAUCACUUUUGACUAUUAUCGAUGACAUUCUGGAUAUUUCAAAGAUCGAGGCGGGUCGUAUGACCAUGGAGCAGAUUCCUUUCUCGCUCCGGGUGGCUGUCUUCUCCGUUGCCAAGACUCUCUGUGUCAAGGCGUCUCAGAACAAGCUCGACUUGAUCUUUGACAUUGAUCCGACCAUUCCUGAUCAGCUUAUCGGUGAUCCUUUGCGUCUACGACAGGUCAUUACGAACCUCAUUGGAAAUGCCGUCAAGUUCACCACCAAAGGCUUUGUUGCUCUGUCUUGCCGAGUCAAGCGGAUCAUGCCGGAUGCGAUCGAGCUCAUGUUCUGCGUUGCCGAUACUGGUAUCGGUAUCAAGCAAGAUAAAUUGGAUGUCAUCUUUGAUACCUUUGCUCAAGCUGAUGGAUCGACUACACGAAAAUACGGAGGAACAGGUCUCGGAUUGACCAUUUCCAAACGAUUGGUUAGUCUUAUGCAAGGGAAUCUGUGGGUCGAGUCGCAGUAUGGACAAGGGUCUCGAUUCUACUUUACGACCGUGGCGGAAAUGACUGCCUCACCUCAUGACGCUGCAGUUCUGGCCAGUCUGCCAAAGUGGGCCGGUCGGCAUAUCCUCCUCAUCGAUACGCUGUACGACGAGACUGGAGUGGCAGAUCUGCUUCGACGACUCGGAUUCAAGGUGACCGUUGCGCACACCAUCAAAGAGCUCUCCGAGCAAGAGAUACGAGGCAACAACGACUUCCCUUCUUACGACACCAUGAUCGUGGAUUCGCUACAGGCGGCGGAGAGACUGAGAUCUGUUGAACACUUGCGAUUCAUCCCCAUCGUCCUGCUCAUCCCUUCCAAUAAGCCUCCUGGACCUGAUAAUCCGACGUUCCUGGACCUCACAGAGUCCGAGCGACGAUUGCUGGCAUUACCAUCGACGGAAGAGCAAAUGCUGCCUCCUAUAUCCGUCAAGGAUUGCUUGGAAAUGGGUAUCAACACGUAUUACACCACUCCGUUGACACUACAAGAGCUUGCGAAUGCCAUGGGACCGCCGUUGGAACUUCACCAAUCUCAACCCGGGGACAAUGUACCUGGAGUCGUGUUGAGCAUCUUGCUUGCAGAAGACAACUUGGUCAACCAGAAACUCGCAGUCAAGUUGCUCGAAGUUGUCGGUCACAAGAUUGAAGUGGCGGACAAUGGAGAGAUUGCCAUUAACAAGUACAAGCAACGAUUGGAGAAUGGGAAUCCAUUCGAUGUGAUUCUCAUGGACGUCUCCAUGCCUGUCAUGGGGGGCAUGGAGGCGACAGGGAGGAUCAGAGAAUACGAGGCGAAGGAGAAUAAACCUCACGUCCCAAUUAUUGCGUUGACUGCACACGCCAUGAUUGGAGAUAAGGAGAGAUGUCUCAAAGCUGGAUUUGACGAAUACGUGCCAAAGCCAAUCAAACGAGCAGAACUGACCGUCGCGAUCGCUCGAGCUAUUACGACUCAGACCGCCAACGACGCGUUAUCGAUGCAGCUGUUAUCUCAUGGUCUGCGUCCGGAGACUAGGUGAACUCGCAAGAACGGGGGUGCCAGACACCUCACGCUAUGAUGAUAUACCAAAUUGUUGUGCUACUCCUUUGAGCCGUUUAGGAUAGGGUUCGCGUCACUAGAACUCGGAGAUGUUUCUCUACAUGUGAUGAUGUACA
Messenger RNA from Kockovaella imperatae, 4742 nucleotides. Its product is annotated as two-component-like hybrid sensor histidine kinase 1. Gene Ontology annotation, cellular component: membrane. Lineage: Eukaryota; Fungi; Basidiomycota; Tremellomycetes; Tremellales; Cuniculitremaceae. Bases 311 to 4606 code for a protein of 1431 amino acids. The transcript has 10 exons. Gene Ontology annotation, molecular function: phosphorelay sensor kinase activity. Gene Ontology annotation, biological process: cellular hyperosmotic response; phosphorylation; phosphorelay signal transduction system. The record is from RefSeq and is a predicted model, not a curated record.